CAACACGCCAUAAAUGUGUCACUUGUGUUUCUGCUGAGGGUGUGUCUGUCUCUGUAUGUGCGGGCAGAAAAGAGGAGGUCUUCUAAAUCAAACUAAACCGAGUAUCCCCACCCUUCUGCUCAGCGCUGUCAACCUACCUCAUCCAUAAACUGCCUUUAGUAGACUAAAUCUACAUUACGUAGUCCUACUUACCGGAUUAUUUACCACACCGAUGUAAAAGGAUUUUUUUCUACAACUUGAACUGAAUUGCGGAAAUCUCGUUGAAACCACACGGGAAGAUCCUGCUGCUUCAAACCAGAAGUGCCAUCAGCCACAGGAAUCGGUUUGUGUGUGUGUGUGUGUUUCCAGUGCAGUUUUAUUGCCCAAGUUGAUGUCUGCGUAGAGCUUGUUUUCAUUCUCAGUUCAACAAUGUAUCAAGUCGUAAGGAAGCUGUUUUUUACGGACUGCCAGUGCGCCGAAGAUGCGUCGAAAACGUACGAUGAUCUGUUCGCCAAGCUGGACACCAACAAGGAUGGAAAAGUGGAUGUGUCCGAGCUGAAGGCAGGCCUGGCUGCUAUGGGCAUCAAUUCCGGGAAAGAUGCAGCUCAGGAAAUAAUGUCCUCUGGAGACGAAGACAAAGAUGACGGGCUUGACUUCAUCGAGUUCUCCAAUUAUCUAAAGGAACAUGAGAAGAAGUUACGACUCACCUUCAAGAGCUUGGACAAAAACGAUGAUGGUCAAAUAGACUUAAUGGAGAUACAGCAGUCACUUGCAGAUCUGGGAAUGGACAUAAGCAAAGAGGAGGCGCAGAAGAUCCUUCAAAGUAUCGAUGUGGACGGCACUAUGACUUUGGACUGGAAUGAAUGGAGAGAGCAUUUCCUGUUUAACCCAGCCACCGACCUGCAGGAGAUUAUCCGAUUCUGGAAGCACUCUACGGUGCUGGAUAUUGGUGACAGCCUCUCUAUCCCAGAUGAGUUCACAGAGAAGGAGAAGACGACUGGUAUGUGGUGGAAGCAGCUAUCAGCGGGGGCCAUGGCCGGCGCCGUGUCCCGUACAGGAACCGCGCCGCUGGAUAGGAUGAAGGUGUUCAUGCAGGUGCAUUCCUCCAAGAGCAACCAAAUCAGCCUGGUUGGUGGUUUUAAGCAAAUGUUAAAAGAAGGAGGCUUGAUGUCUCUGUGGAGAGGAAACGGUAUCAACGUUCUGAAGAUUGCCCCUGAGACUGCCAUUAAAUUUAUGGCCUAUGAGCAGUUUAAGAAGUUGCUGUCGAGUGAACCAGGGAAGGUCAAGACCCAUGAGAGGUUCAUGGCUGGAUCACUGGCUGGAGCCACAGCACAAACUGUCAUCUAUCCCAUGGAGGUGAUGAAAACCCGUCUGACCCUGAGGAAGACCGGACAGUACUCAGGAAUGUUUGACUGUGCCAAAAAAAUCCUGAAGAGGGAGGGAGUGAAGGCGUUUUACAAGGGCUACAUUCCCAAUCUUAUAGGCAUCAUCCCUUACGCUGGCAUCGAUCUGGCAGUGUACGAGAGCUUGAAGAACCUCUGGUUGUCCCGCUACGCCAAAGACUCAGCCAAUCCCGGGGUUGUGGUGCUGCUGGGCUGUGGUACCCUGUCCAGCACGUGUGGCCAGCUGGCCAGCUACCCCCUGGCUCUGAUCCGCACCAGGAUGCAGGCACAAGCGUCUCUGGAGGGAUCAGAGCAGCUGCCCAUGAACGUUAUGGUGAAGAAGAUUCUGAAAAAUGAAGGCUUCUUUGGACUUUACCGUGGCAUCCUGCCAAAUUUCAUGAAGGUCAUACCGGCUGUCAGCAUCAGCUACGUGGUGUAUGAGCACAUGAGGUCUGAAUUGGGUAUUCAAAAGUAGGCAGCAGAGUCAUUUGUGACUAUGUGUGUUUGCGAGAGUGUAAGAGGAUUUGCAGCAACUUUUUUUUUAAAUUUCAAAACACAUCCUUUUUAACAUAUUAGGGAAACUGUUAUGUAAAUAAUUUGUUUAUCUGUAGGUCUCCAAAGUCUCAAUCUGCCGCAUAUGGAGCCAUUGUAGAAGUUUUUUAAGUGAUUGCAAGACCACAGAUUUAAGUGCACUGUCAGUUUCACUUUCAGUUGAAUCAACCAAAGAGGUGGAUAUUAAGAAUGAAUGAAAACCAAAAACACUUGGAGAGGUUCACUUUCUUAUAAUUGUUGAUGUGGGUAGAAAUGGCAAUAUUUUUUGUGUCAGUCAUUUUAAGGAUGGGUCCAGUUAUGUUGCAGGUUCUUCUAACAUUUUACCAGAAGGCACCAGCAAGUUCCAAAAAGUGAAACACUUGCUGAAGUGGGAUAACAAUAGACUAUAAAAUAAGGGGAUGACACUUUUUUUUUUGCUAUCUGUAUAGACAAACUGUUGUAAGAAAAUUUACAUUUUACAUUCAUUUAAAGACACUCGUCCAGCUUUAUAUUCAGUUUCCCAAAAUAUUGUUUGAGUGGGGAGCUGUUUCACCUAGAAAUCUGAGGGAACUUUUGAAGUGCAAUACUGUAUUUACACUUUGGUGAUUCACAUUCUGGUAUGUUUGAGACAGGUAUGUCCCUUUGGGAAUGGAUAUGUGCAAGUUUGGUGAACAGGGGAGUAAUGUGCCUUAUGUGAUUUUUCUCAGAUAUCUGUUGACUUUUACACCCCUCAUUUUUUUGCCUUUCUUUUCAGUAUUUGGUUCAUUAGAUGCUGGUGUUUACAUUAAUAAAAAAAUUGGAAUACAAAAGUGA
Perca flavescens (yellow perch) is the source of this 2705-nucleotide messenger RNA. RefSeq names its product calcium-binding mitochondrial carrier protein SCaMC-1. Gene Ontology annotation, biological process: transmembrane transport. Gene Ontology annotation, molecular function: calcium ion binding. The record is from RefSeq and is a predicted model, not a curated record. NCBI's taxonomy places the organism in Eukaryota, Metazoa, Chordata, Actinopteri, Perciformes, Percidae. The transcript is spliced from 10 exons. The coding region runs from base 409 to 1836 and encodes 475 amino acids. Gene Ontology annotation, cellular component: mitochondrial inner membrane.